GUCGACGUACUUUUCUUUACGCAAGGCCGGGCCAAAGACAAAGGGUAUAUUAGUCAUGAAGUAGUGGCAUUCUGGUAAAAUGGAUCCUCACCUCGGUUUAGUUCGGGUCGUCCUUGUCCUCAGGUUGUCUCGUUACACAGGCGGCGGAGACGAGGGCGGAUCGGAGACGAGCGGCGAUGCAGACUAGGUGUUAGGAGGCGCAGGUACCACGAUUUGGACGCAGGAAUCUGUCGUCCUCUUCGGUAGGUAGGGCCUUGGGCGCUCGGUCUGGAGCCCAGCGUUUCGAUCUCUUCGGGAGGCUUUGGAUCAUGGCCGCCCUCCCUCGUUUCGCGGAUCGCCUGUGGGGUCUCACUCCGUUGUUUUGAACUCAGACUUCUAGCUCUUUAGACUUCAGCAUCUAGGUGGUCGUGGAUUUCUACUAUAAGAUGGAAUCUCAUAAUGGAGUUGAACUGGAGUUGGAAAAAGAAACUCUGGAGAAAGAUUCAGUGGCCAAUGGAUGUGGGCCAAAUAUGGAGAAUGAAGUUGGCGGCGGUGGCACUGAUGCCGUGCAAACCGAAGAUGGUUCUCUGGAUAAACCAGAAAGGGAAGUUGUUGACUUUCCCGGAGAGGAUAAUGAAAGUUCUUUAGGUGCUACGGAAAUCAAAGCUUCCAAUCUCCCAAAGACAUCGGGAUCUUAUGGAGGCAACCGAUGGAAGAAAGCACAGAAAGAUCAAGGUGGUCAGAAUGGUCAUUCAAAUGAAUUUCGGAAGAAAAAACCUGUUCUUUCACCGAAUCUCUCAUUUCCUUCCAAAGGCACUCUUCCUGCUAAGCAAUCUUCCUUGGCUGCUGCAACUAGCACUCGUAAAUCAUUAUCCACAAAGCCUGGCUCAGUGGAUGCAGCUGCUAAAGAUACUUCUGAAGAAAGUGGAAUUGGUUCCACUCCAGGUGCAAGAAGCAGUAUCUCUGGUUUUAAUUUCAGCUUGGAUGAGCGUGCUGAGAAACGUAAGGAGUUUUUUAUGAAGCUUGAGGAGAAGAAUCAUGCAAAGGAAGUAGAAAAAACUAAUUUGCAAGUAAAAUCUAAGGAAAGUCAAGAGGCUGAGAUCCGAAAGCUGAGGAAGAGCUUGACCUUUAAGGCAACACCAAUGCCAAGCUUUUAUCAAGAACCUGGUCCUCCAAAAGUUGAACUGAAGAAGAUACCACCAACACGUGCUAAGUCGCCAAAGCUUGGUCGACGCAAGGUACCUACCGCCGUAACAGAUAAUCCUUCAGAAGGUAGCAUCUCAUGUGAGAGCCCACGCCCUGCUCCCUCCUCUAGCAAGCCAAAUGAAGCUGUGACAUCCAUUAAAGGGAGCUCAACUUCAAAGAACCCUACAAAGAAAUCACUCUCAAAGCUUCCGUCGCAGGAAUCGAAAACUUCAACACCUGACGUGAAAUCAGCUGCCACAAAACGGAAAGUGUCAAACAUGAAGGCCAAACUUGAGAAAGCUAAAGUGGAAGGGAGUGAUAACAAACUGAUUGAAGUUGCCCCUGAAGCUAGCACAGAAGUGGAACCAGUCCUUGAUAACAGAGUCGGGGAAGAUAACCCUGUUCUUAACCCUUCCGACCCUGUAAUUGCUUCUCUGGAAGAACCAGCGCAAGGAUAAAAAGGGUUGGGCCUCCUAUCCUAUGUAUCCCCUUUGUGCCAAUUUACGAGCUGCAGUGUGUUUGCUGCUUGGUGAGUAUGAUGCUGUUUCAUGGUGCUCAUUCCAUUGUUUCCCAAGGAGACAUUGGUCUAUUGGACUUUAUUUUGGUGAUGUAUAUUAUUCAUUGUCUUUGCCGUCA
Musa acuminata AAA Group (dessert banana) is the source of this 1800-nucleotide messenger RNA. RefSeq names its product protein WVD2-like 4. Bases 426 to 1622 code for a protein of 398 amino acids. Gene Ontology annotation, biological process: microtubule cytoskeleton organization. NCBI's taxonomy places the organism in Eukaryota, Viridiplantae, Streptophyta, Magnoliopsida, Zingiberales, Musaceae. Gene Ontology annotation, molecular function: microtubule binding. The transcript is spliced from 9 exons. The record is from RefSeq and is a predicted model, not a curated record.